Molecule: messenger RNA, 1782 nt
Organism: Salvia splendens (bonfire salvia)
Lineage: Eukaryota; Viridiplantae; Streptophyta; Magnoliopsida; Lamiales; Lamiaceae
Product: receptor-like protein EIX1
Exons: 1
Coding region: 1-1782 (593 amino acids)
Molecular function (GO): protein binding
Source: RefSeq, a predicted model, not a curated record
AUGAAGGAAUCCUUAAAAAUCACCAACCACACCCUCUCCUUAUGGAACACCACCAACUCCAACUGCUGCGUAUGGAACGGCGUCGUCUGCAGCGAUCUAACCGGCCACGUUCAUCGCCUCCAUCUCCAUUCUCAAUCCUUACACGCCAAGCUAAACCUCUCCACCCUUCUUGAUCUCAAGCACCUCACAUAUCUUGAUCUCAGCCAAAACAGCUUCCAAGGAUCAAUCCCUUCAUCCAUAGCUUCACUCAAGAAUCUCGAGUAUCUGAAUCUCUCCAACGCCAGAUUCCACGGAAAGAUUCCUCCGACGAUAGGGAAUCUUUCGAACCUCCGCACUUUGGUUCUAGAAGGUUCUGGCCAGAAAGUGCAAGGGCUCGAAUGGCUGUCUGGUUUAGUCCGUUUGAAGCAUCUCAACAUGAAUUUCGUCGACAUCGGAAGGGAUAACAAGUGGUUGGAAAUCAUCAACGCUCUUCCUCGUUUGGUUGAGCUGCAUCUUCGUGGCUGCAAGCUUCUCUCACCUAGAAUUGAUCAUGUAAAUGUCACUUCUCUAACCUUUCUUGAUCUCUCUAGGAAUGAGAUUGCCUCAUUUUCAAUUGCAAGGUGGAUUCUCCGACAAGGUAGCCUUCUGUUUCUUGAAAUGAGUCGAAACUAUUUCCAAGGCUACAUUCCAUCUACUAGCAAUACAACCAAAUUGCAACACAUUGAUCUCUCUUGGAAUAAACUCAGCUCCCCGAUUCCGGAUUGGAUUUACUCAUGCCAUGAUCUGAAGUUUGUGUAUCUGGGAAAUAAUUUCUUGAACGGUACGAUUUCAAAACACGUAGAGAAUCUAACGUCUCUUGAAACUUAUGAUUUGAGGUACAAUGUGAUUUCUGGGGAAAUACCAAGAGAUAUUAGUAGUUUGUGCAUGGUGCGAGUAUUGGACUUGUCUGGUAACAGACUGGAAGGGAAUGUAUCUCAUUUAUUUGAAAAUAUGUCCCGUUGCUUCUUGGAAGCAGUCGUGAUACUGCGCCUGAGGCAGAAUAAACUGUCUGGUCACUUGACGGAUCAGUUUGGUGAGUUUAAGAAUUCGAGGUUUCUUGAUCUCACCAAGAACUCAAUAUCCGGAGUGAUUCCUAAUAGUUUAGGUAAAUUAUCACGCCUAAGGAGAUUAUGGCUCGGAUUCAACAAACUGGGAGGAGAGUUGCCAGUGAGCAUAGGGCAGCUUUCAAAGUUGAGAAGUCUUACAUUCGGGCGUAAUAUGAUGGAAGGAGUUGUGAACGAAACUCACUUCGAAAAACUCACUAAACUGAAGUACUUGUUUGCAUCCGGCAACAACUUUACUUUGAAAGUGAGCCCAGAUUGGAUUCCACCUUUGGAAAUUGGCCUUGGUUCAUGGAAUCUUGGGAAAGUUUCUGAGAUAGCCUCAUGGAUUCAACUACAUUGUAAGAAUGUUUUAGUUCUUGAUUUAUCUGACACUGGGCUGUCUGGUGAAGUUCCAAUAUGGGUUUGGGAUGUGAUUUCACUCAACCUUUCUCACAACCAUUUUCAUGGAGAAAUCCCGGAUUUUAAACCGUGGGGAAAUCGCCUUGUUUUCCCUUAUUAUCGUCAUGUUUAUUUGAGUUCCAAUCGAUUUAGUGGCCCGUUGCCUCGGGUAUCAUAUGAUACAUUGGAGUUGGAUCUUUCCAACAAUUUUUUCUCAGGCAGUUUGUCACACUUUCUAUGCGAUGCCACAAGUGAUAGUACUAAUAUACUCAAGAUUCUCCAUUUGGGAAAUAAUUUGAUAAGUGGGGAGAUUCUUGGAUGA